AAUCUCCAAAUAUAUGUAGCCAAAAAACGUUUUGUUUCUCAGGGCAUCAAGUUGUCAGCAGAGGUCAAACCAUUUGUUCCAAAACAUGCGGCGGUAACUGUGGCAUGGUCAGAACCCUCAGAAGCAUGUGUCUUUCCUAGGUACUUAACUACAUGCUACCCAUUUGUUCAGGAACCAUCUUUGGAUAAUGUUCUGGGAGAUCCUGCCUUCUGUGAAUACUCCAGCUGCUCUUACUCACCUGAUGUUGUUUCAAAUGUAUAUCCAGUAGCUGGCUCACAGUAUCAUGCUAACAACUCAACACACUAUAAUGGUUCAGGAAUAGUCAGUGAAUCUGCUGAGCAAACGUAUCCAAUCAGACAAGAAAGUAAGAAUCUUUCAAAGCAGAGGAGAUCAAAAGAGGGUGAGAAAAAAUUAGACAAGAAAAGGCAUGAUGGAGAUGACUCUUCUGUCAGAAUUGUGAACAGGACUUCAUUCCAGACCUCCGCAUGCAGCAGAGAUUCCGUGAAGCCAGACAGGUUCAAUAAAACUACAAACAAGAAGUCAACUCAAACUCCAAAACCAGAGUCUCUUCCUGUACCCACAUUUGAAGCUACCAUUCUGGAUUUCCGCAAGUCACAGGGUUUGGGAAGCAGUGAGAUAUUGAAUGUACAGCAUAAAAUUGGACCAAUAUGUUCAGCGGAAAGUAACAUUACGUGCCUUAGUCAACCACAGGUGUCUCUUUUGUUGAACACAGAGGAAGAUACUUCUGCGGAAGGCAAAGCUUCAUCAAAAAAUUUAGAUGAAACAGUAGCCAGCUUAAUUCCCUCUUCAUUUGAUGGUAGAGAUGGCUCUGCUCAGCCACAUGUGUCUUGGGCCAUGGUACUUUCACAGCCCCCAAAGAAAAUUGUGUCACCACCAGCAUCUGAAGGUCUUUCCAGAGGCAAAGGGAAGCAGGAUAGUGAAGCAAAGCAGUCAGAAACAAAAAAUGAUGCUAGUGAAACUGAGCCUGAAGAAGGGUCAGAAAAGAAGAAAAAAAAGAAGAAAAAGAAGAAAAAACCAAAGACACCCACUGAUGUAGAGAAACCUCAAAAUGAAUCUACUACAGUACAGGAACCACCAAGGAUUGAGGAUUCUGAGGAGUUUCCUGAUCUGGCAGCUGCUUCUGAUAGGAGAAACAGACUAGGAUCUCAGAAAUCAUCAUUUACUCCUGCUGUCAGAAAGCAGUCUGAAAUCCAUCUCCCCGAAGAGCCUUGGGAUAGUCGGUCUCCCACACUGGAUGGAACUUCCAAGGUGGAUGGACUGUCAGGGAAGCAAGCUUCAUCCUCUAUAUUAGAAAGAAAGAAAAUGCAGGAAACAUCCAGGAGCAGUGGUAAGAAGAGUCAAAUUCCCGUGCAAUUGGAUUUGGGUGGCAUGCUGGCAGUCUUGGAGCAGAAGCAGCAAACAGAGAAGUCAAAACAGUCUUCUAAACCUGUGGUGUUUUCAGUUGGUGGUGCCAUACCAUUGCUUUCUAAAGAACCUGCUACAGCCACAAAAAGUCACCGGUUAAACCAAGGAAAGAUGCCUCAUAACCCUUUGGAUUCCAGCGCUCCUUUGGUAAAGAAAGGGAAACAGAGAGAAGUCCCUAAAGCAAAGAGACCAACACCUCUUAAAAAGAUUAUUCUGAAAGAAAGAGAACAGCGAAAACAGCAACACCUGUUAGAACAGAGAGCAGUACCAAAAGAUGAAGAUAAUAUUUGUCAGUCUGCAGAAAAUAUUACUGAAGAUGAAAUGCUUCUACAAGAUAGUCGAGCAGCUGUUCCUGUAACGCAAGUUGCUGAAGGGUUUCUGGAGAACAUAGGGAUCAAGGAAACUACAGAAGGUUCUAUGACUUCAAAGCAGCUAACUUCCAAUCUUCCAAAAAUCCAUAGUAGGAAUUUUAGAGAUUAUUGCAGCCAGGUACUUAGUAAAGAAGUUGACAGUUGUGUGACAGAUCUCUUAAAAGAACUGGUUCGUUUCCAAGAUCGCUUGUAUCAGAAAGACCCAGUAAAGGCCAAGAUAAAACGCAGGCUUGUUAUGGGUCUUAGAGAAGUUCUGAAACAUCUGAAGCUGAAAAAACUGAAGUGUGUCAUCAUCUCUCCUAACUGUGAAAAGAUUCAGUCAAAGGGUGGGUUGGAUGAGACUCUACACAACAUUAUUGACUGCGCCUGUGAACAGAAUAUCCCGUUCGUUUUUGCCCUUAAUCGCAAGGCCCUAGGCCGCUGUGUGAACAAAGCAGUGCCUGUGAGUGUGGUGGGAAUUUUUAGCUAUGAUGGGGCUCAGGACCAUUUUCAUAGAAUGGUACAACUGACAACAGAGGCCAGGAAGGCCUACAAAGAUAUGAUAGCAGCUUUAGAGGAAGAAGCUGAAGGAGGACUAAGAGAAACCCAACCCAGCAUCUUAACCACUGAAUAUGAAAAAAAUGGCUUGUCAGAAACUGGUAAAACAUCUUCCAGGGACUCUGAUGAGGAUAUACCAAAUUAUAUUAAAAUCUGGAAGAGAAAACUUGAAGAAGAGUAUAACCCAUAUGCACUGGAACUGGAAAAGAGUGCAACUGCUGACAUGGUGAUAGUGAAUUCAGAAGAGCAUCAGUAAAUCCAGAUCCAAUUCUAUUGGGCUUUUAAUUUUUAUUUUUUUUAGACCCCUAGGAAGAAGGUAGCAAAAUAAAAUAAGUUAAGAAAUAUUUGACGUCAGCUAAGUAAACUGUUCUGAAUCCCUUUAAGCAAAAUAGACACUGGAGCACAUGAGGCACUGGCUAAUGCUUUUAUGUUCUAUGUAUUUGGCUGAUUACGAUAGCGGAUUACAACAGCAAAUUGUCUUAGUCCUGGACCAUUUGAACUGGCCUGGCAUAUUUUAAUGGUUUUAUGGACUAGCAUUGCUUCGUUAGUGAUAAAAUAUACCGAAAGAACUUGCUAGAAAGAUAAUUUUAUUUGGGAAGAGAUUCCAUGAGCCAGAAGGUUGCGGCUUGCGGGGAGUUGCUUUUUAUUUUUAACUCUUGUUUAAAGAACUUCAACUGUUUUUUGAUUGUGGGUUUGGUUUUGAUUUUUUUCUUCUAAAUAAACCUGCUCAGGUGGGCAGGCUGGCGUCAAUGUCACUUUCUUCCAGUCAGCAAGAAAUUAAUUCUGGGCAGGCAGCUUGAUUGAAACUAAUUAAGGAAGGCCAUGAUGACAAAGUUCCCAGUUAGCUCUUCUGUGUGAUAUUUUGUUCUUCUGGGAUCAUACAGCAGGUGUAAAGGAGAGAGCAUGGACUGCAGAGGUCUCAUUCCUGAAGUGAAAAUGCUCUGUUUAGAAAUUUUAUGAAGUUGAUUAAGUGUACCAUGAUGAUGUUUCUGCUUCUACUGAGACUAGUUUAUCAUAGGUCCUGCUUUGAAGUUAGAAGAUAUUGAAGGACAGCAAAUGUGUGAGCCUGCUAUCCUAUCUGUACCUUCUCCAUGCCGACAGACUCCUCAUUCCUUCAGUUUGGGGGUGUGUCAAUGUAUGUAUGUAAGAGUUUUUGAUCACUCUCAGUUUGUAUCUAAGGUAGGGAAAAUUUAUAUCUUACAGGAAACAAAACUUUAAAAACAAAAUGUGCUCAAUAAUGGUGGUGGAGCACCUUAGUGGGAAUGUCCUAUAUAAAUACCGUUGUUUACAAGUUGCAGACAUAAGAGGACAAGCCUAAAGAAAGUAAUUGGAGGAUGCACAUGUAACUUCUGUCAGCUGUUCUGAAAGAUGAUACAGAUGCCAUGUGCUGCUGCCAGCAUCUCUGAAGUGUGUCUGUAAGUGCUUCACUGCACUGAACAUUCGUAGUGCAAUACUUUGGAAAGUAGCUGCCUUGUGAAGUUAGAAGUGAUAUAAAAACUUUAAAUAAUUUUGAAAUUCUAACAAUUUUGUAGAAUGUAAAUUGUAUAAAAUCUGUUACAAUAUAUUGAUUCUAUAAAGUAUGGUUGUGACUUAAAUAAACUCUUAUGGUGGGCACUUAAUGAUACUUGAAAUGUCAGUUUUGAGGAAGAACAUUGGUAAGGGAAGCCAGCCUUAAGCUGAAAUGCAUAGUUGGUCACUAGUUAUGAUGAUGAUCUUUUUGUAUUAGUUUCUUCUAAUCUUAAAUGGCAAUUGAAGGUGAAAGAUCCCAGUGAUGAAAGAUUGUUUUGGCCAGCAGAUAUCCUUGAUUCAGAGGUAAGUUGUGAUUUAUUCGUGCUUGUGCCACUUCAGUACACUAAAACUCUGAAACUGCUAAACUUAGUCACUGCACGGAACGGGGACCAGUUGGUGAAGAUCACAUUAACAGCCUUUUUUUUUUUUGCCAUAUUUUCUAUUUUGUCUUACUGUAGGAGAGCAUGAAAAGUUACUUUGGAAACAUUAUAGGUUGUUCAAAAUCUUAGGGAGUUAUUUCCUGUUCUUAGAAUGUGGCAAAAAAAUUCACUAUAAGGGGUCACAGUUGUGUUCACUAAUUCUGUUACGCAGAUGUUUUUUCAUGAAGUUGACCUAAACAAAAACUCUGGCAAUCCUUUUUUACUACUUGCAGUACUUCACUGCCGAGAGAAGGCAAAGCUCAGCUAUGCUCAUCUAAAACUCUGACCUCAAUCUUACAAAGCCUUAUCUUCCUACUCAGCCCCACAGAACUAAACUUGUCUGCUCUGAAUCUAUUGAAUCUAAGAGGAGGGACAAUUCAAGAAAAGUCUUUUUAUAGUUGUCCCUUAGCCAUAAAAGAUGUCAUAAGAGAAACACAAUGGGG
Pygoscelis adeliae (Adelie penguin) is the source of this 4704-nucleotide messenger RNA. It is a transcript of the gene SECISBP2, whose product is annotated as SECIS binding protein 2. Gene Ontology annotation, molecular function: selenocysteine insertion sequence binding; ribonucleoprotein complex binding; mRNA 3'-UTR binding. Gene Ontology annotation, cellular component: ribonucleoprotein complex. Bases 856 to 2589 code for a protein of 577 amino acids. Gene Ontology annotation, biological process: selenocysteine incorporation. The record is from RefSeq and is a predicted model, not a curated record. Lineage: Eukaryota; Metazoa; Chordata; Aves; Sphenisciformes; Spheniscidae. The transcript has 17 exons.